Triticum aestivum (bread wheat) is the source of this 3407-nucleotide messenger RNA. RefSeq names its product protein FAR1-RELATED SEQUENCE 5. Bases 487 to 3249 code for a protein of 920 amino acids. Gene Ontology annotation, molecular function: zinc ion binding. The record is from RefSeq and is a predicted model, not a curated record. The transcript has 5 exons. NCBI's taxonomy places the organism in Eukaryota, Viridiplantae, Streptophyta, Magnoliopsida, Poales, Poaceae.
GGGGGGCAAGAUACCCAGCAGCAACAGUGGCUGACUUCUGGUGCUUGGAACCAAGGGCUGCAUCAUACACACCCCUGGAUGCAAAAUCAGAUGCUUCCUCAUGCUUCUAUGAACAGAACACAAGGGAAUGCCCUGAACAUUCCAGUGAGUGCAGCUAUGUAUGGUAUCUUCAAUAGUCAAGGCAAUACACAGGUAAACUUGCCUGUGAACCUGGGUCCACAUAUUUUAGUGGGUGACUCCAACCUAGUGUGUACUGCGCUCCAACCCCCUGUAAGUGUUUACAGUUUAGAGAAAAUGGAAGAAAAAAAGAAAAAUUCCACUACGAUUGUUUUACAAGAAAUUGGCAAAAAUAAUGAUGCAGGCAAACAAAGUCGCUUAUGAAGCCCCCAUGUCAUACACGCAACUCCUACUUGCUGCUGAAGAAGAGGUGCUAGAUAUGCAUCCUCACAAUCGCAAGAAGAUUGCCUUGUUCGUACUGAGAACGAUAUGUACAUGAUAACUGGGCGAUACAGUAGAUCUUCAGAAGAUCCAUUACAAGCACACACUGGGGGUGGAGCUCAACAUAUAUCUGGAGUCGAUGACCAGCAUGAUAUAGAGCUUGAACCUUUUGUUGACAACCAUUUUUCAGAAAGCUUGAAUGAUUUGAACUGGGACAAUGAAAUGCAGACAGAAGCAGGAGGAAACAAAAACGCAUCUAUGGUGUCAAAUGAGAUUGCUUCUGACAAUGAUUCUGAUUCCGAGGAUGAUCAUUCUCCAGCGUUGUUGCAAAAAGCCUCUGAGAUUACUGUUACAACUGCUGGAGAAGAAGAAAACAGUGGUGCAGCUGGCGAAGUUCAAAAAUUAACACAGGAUGAUAUACUGAUAUUCCUUGAAAAUGACAGUAUAGAAGCUGCUCAGAGUGCUAGCCAAGAAGUGCGCAGCCAUCACGUACCCCAUGUGGACAUGGUCUUUGAUACGGAUGAUGCAGCUUACAACUUUUACAAUGAGUAUGCCUCAAUUGCUGGUUUUUCUGUGAUCAAAGCAUCUCGAUAUUGUGGCAAGAAACAAGGAGGCAGUGCAGCAACUCGGGUAACUUUCAAGUGCAAUCGGUCAGGAAGAGUAAUUUAUGAAGAAGAACAAGAGAAUAGGAAGAAGAAACGACGUGACACAAGGCAACAGAAAACAGGACAAGAGCCCUAUCGCAACGCAAGUAAGAAAAAAGCAAACACCAUUGCAAUAACAGGGUGUAAAGCUCAGCUCAUUGUCACCAAGAAGGAUGAGAAGUGGGUGAUAACAACCAUAAACCUACAACACAACCAUGAUUUGAGUCCUCACACAGAAGUGAAAUACCUUCGUUCUCAUAACUACAUGACAGAGGAGGAGAAACUCCUAAUCCGAACUUUCAAUGUUGUGAAGCUACCAACAAGACAAAUAAUAGCAAUCCUAAGUUACUUGAGAGGCGGGAACACUCCUUACACCAAAAAGCAUGUAAGCAAUGUUAGAACAGCCAUUGGCAAAGAGAGCAAUCAAAAUGACAUGAUGCAGGUGCUAACAUAUUUCAGGAAGAGACAAGCUGAAGAUCCACAAUUUUACUAUGCGUUCAAAACAACUAAAGUCUCUGAUGACGCAAGUAAAGUUUUGUGCAUUUUCUGGGCUGACGGGUAUUCUAGGAAAAUGUACGAGCUGUACGGAGACUGCCUCAGCUUCGACACAACAUUCAAGACAAACAGAUACAACCUCCCAUUUGCUCCCUUUGUUGGUGUCACAGGACAUGGCCAGAACUGUUUGUUUGCUUGCUCUAUCAUAGAGAAUGAAACAGCUGACACCUUUCAAUGGUUGUUUGAGACAUUCUUGCAUUGCAUGGGUGGGAAAUCUCCGUCCACAAUCAUAACAGACGAGGAUGCUGGGAUGAAGACAGUUAUCCCUUUAGUUUUCCCGCAUAUCUGCCACAGGCGUUGUUUGUUUCAUAUUAAAAAGAAGGCUGAGGAAAAAUGUACUAGGACUUUUGCAGCAAAUAAAACACUGCAUGAUGAUUUCAGUGACAUCAUUCACAACUCUCUGACGGUGGCUGAGUUUGAGCAAUUGUGGACAGAGAUGAUCCAGAGAUACAACAUUGGGCAUGUGAAGUAUUUCCAAAUCAUGUGGAAGAAAAGGAAAAGGUUUGUCCCUGUGUAUUUCAAGACGGACUUCUUCCCCUUCAUUCACUCUACUGCGCGUAGUGAAGGCACCAACGCCAUUUUCAAGGACAACAUCACGUCAACUCACAAUGUGAUCAGCUUCCUCCAAGAGUACCAGAAGAUUUCAGAAACCAUACAAGAUAAGGAGAGGGAGCAAGACUCUAUCACAAGAACAACUUCGCCGACAUUCUGGGCACGAAGUGAGCUUGAGAUACAAGCUGCAAAAAUGUACAACAGGAAGAUAUUUUACAGAUUCCAAAAGCAGAUAAAGUUUGUGCUGAAUUUGCAUGUUGAAGAGGUUGAGAGAAAUGUGAAAUAUGAAGUCUACAAGACACCAAUGCUAGCUGAAAAGGAUUUCAGAACGCGAAGAUUUGUUGUGAUUGUGAACUUGCAGCAACAGUUGUUCAGUUGUAUCUGUGGGAAAUUUCAGAAAGAUGGCAUUGCGUGUUGCCAUGUCUUGAGAGUCCUUUCUCAUCUCAACAUGUCUGUGCUGCCAGAAAAAUAUUACAUAGACAGGUGGAGGCCAAAAAAUACAAAGGACAUACGGGACAUCCGUUUCAAUGUUCCUUUGGAACUAACUGCUGGAAGUCAACACUUAAGGUAUACCCUUCUAUCCAACAGGCUCAAUGAGAUGGCCUCGGACAGUGCAUCAACAAACAGAAAAUAUUUGUAUGUUGUAGCAGAAUGUGAAAGGGUGCAACAAAGGUUGGAUGAGAUGACUAAAGAGGAUGAACUUGCAGAAGCGCAACAAGCAAAUGUUGACAAGGACACAAUAGAGACUGAUGCAGCACCGCAUCCUGAUGGUUAUGGAGACAAACUUCAAGAUCCUGAUGUUGCAGUGUCAAAAGGGCGUCCACAAAAAGGACGUUACAAAACUUUCAUGGAAAGUUUGGCAUCUAAACAGAAAGUCACAUGCAGUCGGUGUGGGAAGCCUGAUCAUUAUAAAAGUUCUUGUACUGCAAGUACUGAAGAUGUCAAUUUGGCUCAGAGAGAGAAAGUCAGUCGCAAACAAACCUCAGCCUCAUCUGGGACAUCUACGGGCAAGCAACCAGCUGGUGCAAACCCGAGGAGGAAGGCAAGAAAAGAAAAAUGAAAAUUUGGGUGCUGGAAGUUCAAGAAGGCAAAAAAAUAUGCAAGUGAUGACUGGAAAAAUGUAAAUGCACUCAAGUUUUGGUUGUUUGUUGUGCCACUGAACAAAAAACAAGAAGGAACUAUGAUUGUUCAUGCAUGAUAGCACGUUUGCUACUGUUU